AUGGCUUCACAAUCUAAUCCCAUCAUCGAUAUCAGCAAAGAAAUUCUCCUGCAGGCAAACGUUCUCUCCGAGUGCUUACAACGACAUUCAAUCACAGUACCCAAGGACCUUGCUCCGGGGUCCGUGUCCCUGCUCUGGACAACGGAGGUGCAGGAGGUCCAUGUAUUGCGGUCCACGAUAACGUCGCUGACAAAGCGCCUUGACAAUCUGCUCGAAGGUCCUCGUGGCAUCCUCCAUGAAUAUGUGUCAGUCAAUUGGGAACAUGGGGCACUAUAUACCCUGCUUGACUGGAAAGUGUUCCCGAGCAUUCCCCUGGAUGGGACGCCAAUCCAGGUAUCACAGCUCGCUGGUAUAACAGGUCUUCCAUCAGCAAAAUUGUUACGCCUAUGCCGCCUUGUUGCCACUGCUGGAAUUUUGAACGAGCCUGCUGAAGGUUGUUUUGCUCAUACCGCCAUCUCGGAGGAGCUUGUCAAGGACGAGGGCUUCAGAAGCUGGGUUGGCUUUCAGCUUUUUGAGACACGUGUUGCAAGUGCACAUCUAUCCGACUCGCUGCUGGAAAGCCGAGACUUUUGGGGGGACGGUGGGAGUGCAUUCAAACAUGCCUGGGGAGUGCCCAUGUAUGCUUGGCAUGAAUUGCACCCUGAGAAAGGUGACAGAUUCGCCCAGGCCAUGGAGAGCGUAUCUCAGUCACUCGACCCUGGCGACGGGAUGAUAAUCGAUCGCCUAGCUCGUUUCGCUGCCAACGAACCCUCAAAGAUCAAGCUCAUGGUCAUCGAAGUGGCCGGCAACGGUGCAUUUUGUAGACGGAUUGCGCGUUUCUUCCCAUUCAUACGAUUCGAAGUCCAGAACCCCUCCCUUGAGGUCGUGGAGCACGGAGAAAGCUUGCUCAGCGCUGAGCUCCGCAAUUCUGUCCGAUUUCGACAGCGGGAUACUUUCGGGAUGCGUAAUACCGAGGAGAUUGAGCUAGAGAAAUUAGGCUCUAACGAGUUUGUGCGAACCACAUUCCUGAUACGCAACAUGCUGUGGUGCAUGAAGGACUCUGAAAUCACCAGGCUGCUACAGACAUUUGUUCCUGUCCUCCAAUCGGAUGCUGGAGCGUCGCUACUGAUUUGUGACCUCGUUUCGCCAGCGUGGGCAACAUUUGAACCAUACGUGGAAAGGAUCUAUCGGCGGCGAGACGUGACCUUGAUGACUAUGCACAAUGCUAAGCAGCGUACGGCAAAGGAAUGGACUGAUCUCUUUUUGGGAGCUCACCCUCAAUAUCAGGUACGUCUUAGACACUAG
This is a messenger RNA of Cladophialophora bantiana CBS 173.52, 1284 nucleotides long. RefSeq lists its product as uncharacterized. Gene Ontology annotation, molecular function: O-methyltransferase activity. Bases 1 to 1284 code for a protein of 427 amino acids. The transcript is spliced from 3 exons. NCBI's taxonomy places the organism in Eukaryota, Fungi, Ascomycota, Eurotiomycetes, Chaetothyriales, Herpotrichiellaceae. The record is from RefSeq and is a predicted model, not a curated record.